Messenger RNA from Phlebotomus papatasi, 1067 nucleotides. It is a transcript of the gene slv, whose product is annotated as sugar transporter SWEET1. The transcript has 5 exons. Gene Ontology annotation, molecular function: sugar transmembrane transporter activity. The record is from RefSeq and is a predicted model, not a curated record. Bases 287 to 964 code for a protein of 225 amino acids. Lineage: Eukaryota; Metazoa; Arthropoda; Insecta; Diptera; Psychodidae. Gene Ontology annotation, cellular component: membrane. Gene Ontology annotation, biological process: carbohydrate transport.
AGGCGGGAAAUUGAUUAAUAUGUCAGGCGGCUCGUUUGGACGUCACCGUGGAAAUUAUUGACGAGGAGUUUUUGCCCAUAAUAUUUUGUUUUUGCCAAAAAGCAUAAAUUAAACGCGGGAAAAAGCCCAGAAGUGCUGCAGAACGAGCAGUCAGAUAACCGAGGAAAAAAUCUCAGCAAUAUUUGAUUAAACAUAUGGAUUGGUGUGAAUAGAAGCCAGAAUUUUUGGCAAAAAUUAGUUUAAAGAACGUCCCGGAAACAUAUUGAGUGGGUGAAAAUCACCGGAAAUGGCAAUUGAAUUGCUAGAUAUAUUAUCAGCAUCAACAGUCGUUACGACAAUCCUUCAAUUCCUAUCAGGAAUUCUAGUUUGUCGGAAAUGCAUGCAGAGAAAAUCAACAGAAAAUGUCUCUGCAAUGCCCUUUAUCUCAGGAUUCCUCUCAUGCAGUCUGUGGCUUAAAUAUGGCCUUCUGACCAGUGAAGCCUCAGUGGUUCUAGUCAAUAUUGCCGGAACAUGCCUCAUGUUCUGCUACACAAUAAUUUUCUACGUCCUGUCCACGAAUAAGAAGGUGAUCCUACGACAAUUUGCCACAGUUCUUCUCGUCCUUGUCUCAGUCGUGGCAUACACACAGUAUGAAACAGAAUUAUCAAAAUCAAUUGAAAUAUUGGGUAUUAUUUGCUGCACCGUGACUGUAUUAUUCUUCGCAGCCCCUCUCACAAUGCUGCUCCAUGUGAUAAGAGUCAAGAAUUCAGAUAGUCUUCCUUUUCCCAUGAUCCUCACCUCCUUCUUCGUUUGUCUCCAGUGGUUCAUCUAUGGUGUAAUCAUUCAGGAUACCUUCAUUCAGAUACCAAAUUUCGUGGGGUGCGUUUUAACUGUGCUGCAACUGACGCUCUUCCUCAUCUAUCCGGGAAAGAGUUCGAGUGGCCCAACGUACAAACUCUUGGACACAAAUGUCAUCAUGUCUUAAGUGUUAAAAACUACUCUUUUAAAAGGUAUUCAGCAAUUGAGAAGUAUUUGUGCGAUCUGUGCAUUAAAUGACAAAGAGACUUGAAAGAAACCAAUUUGUCUUU